This is a messenger RNA of Manihot esculenta (cassava), 3143 nucleotides long. Its product is annotated as probable RNA helicase SDE3. Bases 193 to 2841 code for a protein of 882 amino acids. The record is from RefSeq and is a predicted model, not a curated record. NCBI's taxonomy places the organism in Eukaryota, Viridiplantae, Streptophyta, Magnoliopsida, Malpighiales, Euphorbiaceae. The transcript has 5 exons. Gene Ontology annotation, molecular function: RNA binding; 5'-3' RNA helicase activity.
UGCGGUUACUGAUUGGCUACUACUCGUCUACUCUAUAGUAGUAAGACGACGUCUAUCUGGGGUAAGUAAAGUGACCGAUGAUUCUCAAUUCUCAAACCAUAUCACUCUUAUUUCCCUUCUUCUCUUGAUUUUCUCUCAGCGUUUCAUCCAUCGCACUAAUUUUUAAUCCUCUCAACUUUCUGCUCAAAGACGAUGAUGGGUUCGAUUGAUGGUAAAUGGGAUGAUGAUGAAUACUCUGUUAUUGGAGAUAAAGGUGAAGUUGGGUUCAUAGACUACCAGGAAGAUAAAUCUGUGUGUAGUUAUAAUCCAAAUGAAGAGGGUCCCAUCGUCAUUUCUGUUCCUUUCCCCUUUAUAGAUGGCAAACCUCGGUCUGUGUUUCUUGGAGAAACUGUUGCGGAUUCAAUCACUAUUAAGAACACCACCACUGAGGCUGUUGAUCUAUGGACCAAAAUUUAUGCCUCCAACCCUGAGAAUUCUUUUACACUUUCUCUGAUGGAGCCUCCAUCGGCGAAUGGUGGGAAUGACGGCCGAGGUUUUUUAGAGUCUUACGCCCUAGAGGACAGAAUGCUUCAACCUGGUGACACUUUAACUGUUUGGCUAAAUUGCAGACCGAAGGAAAUUGGCUUGUACACUUCAAUUGUGCAUUUUGAUGUGGGAAUUGAUAGCAUUGAGCGAGUGGUUUUUCUAUUGGCUGAAGAUAACAUAUCCAGGUCUUUGGCUUCAAGAAAGCCAUAUUCAAGAGCUACAAGAAAGAAGCAAUUUACUGUGGAUACAUUUGUUGGUGGUUCACGACCUGUCAGACCCAAGGGCCAGGCAUUGAAGAAAAGGCUUCCUCGUUAUGAUAUUCCUAAGGAGACUAGAGAAUUGAUUGUGAGCAAGCAAAAUCUUGACUAUAUUACUGGAGUUCUCACCAGACAGAAUUAUGCUAAUUACUUUAAAAUGUUGUUGAUGAUGGAAGAAAUACAAAUGGAGGAAGACAUGAGAACUUAUGACAUGGAGGGUGUUUCGAUGAGGAAGAAGGGGAAUUUUCUGUCCCUUAUGGUCCCAGGGCUUGCUGAGCGGAGACCUUCACUUGUCCAUGGAGAUUACAUUUUUGCCAAGAUUGCUAAUUCAGAUGAAACCGCUACAUAUCAGGGCUUUAUUCAUCGAGUUGAGGCUGAUGAAGUUUAUUUGAAGUUUGCCCCUGCUUUUCACUGCCACCAUUUAAAUGGGAAUCUGUAUGAUGUACAUUUCACGUAUAGUCGACUCAACAUGAGAAGACAGUAUCAGGCUAUAGAUGCUGCUGAAAAUUUAGAGACGGAGCUCCUUUUUCCCUCUGAGAGCUCUGGAAAUAGGCUUAUUGAAACCACUUCUCUGGUGCCUAUAACUUGUAGUCUUAAUGAAGAGCAAAUGUGUUCAAUAGAGUUGAUUCUCGGUUGCAAAGGAGCCCCGCCUUACGUCAUUUAUGGGCCUCCUGGUACAGGUAAAACUAUUACAAUAGUGGAGGCAAUCCUUCAGCUUUAUAGAAAUCGGAAGGAUGCCCGGAUUCUUGUGUGUGCACCAUCAAAUAGUGCAGCAGAUCACUUGCUGGAAAAGCUUCUCUGUAAGAAUGUGGCUAAUAUUAGAGACAAUGAAAUAUUCAGACUCAAUGCAACUUCCCGUCCAUUUGAAGAUGUCAAGCCUAAUCAUGUUCGCUUUUGUUUUUUCGAUGAUUGUCUCUUUAAAUGUCCCCCACUCAAUGCUCUCACUCGCUAUAGGAUCAUCAUUUCAACAUAUAUGAGCUCCUGUCUUCUUUAUUCUGAGGGUAUUGGGCGAGGUCACUUCUCUCAUAUUUUCCUGGAUGAGUCUGGCCAAGCUUCAGAGCCAGAAAGCAUGGUCCCUAUAUCCAACCUUUGUGAUAGGAACACAGUUGUUGUGCUUGCUGGAGACCCCAUGCAGUUGGGUCCUGUAAUAUACUCAAGAGAUGCAGAGGCUUACGGACUGGGAAAAUCAUACAUGGAGAGGCUCUUUGAAUGUGAAUCUUACAGCAGUGGGGAUGAAAAUUAUGUAACAAAGCUGGUUAGGAACUACCGAUGUCACCCAGAUAUUCUAAAUCUCCCAUCAGAUUUGUUCUAUGAAGGGGAAUUAAUUGCAAGCAAAGAGUCUACAGAUGAUACAACUUCCUUAUUGUCUAUGGUAAAUCUUCUUCCAGGCAGGAACUUUCCUGUUCUCUUCUUUGGUAUACAAGGCUGUGAUGAGAGGGAGGGUAAUAAUCCAUCAUGGUUUAAUCGAAUUGAAGCAAGCAAGGUAGUGGAGCUCAUAAACAAACUCACUGCAAUGGGAAGUUUGAAUGAGGCUGAUAUUGGGGUUAUUACACCUUAUAGGCAGCAAGUACUCAAACUAAAGAAGGCGUUGGAUGAUUUGGAUAUGCCAAAUAUCCAAGUUGGCACAGUGGAACAAUUUCAAGGACAAGAAAGGAAAGUUAUUAUUGUCUCAACUGUUAGAUCAACAGUCAGACACAAUGAGUUUGACAGAGUCCAUUGUUUGGGUUUUCUGAGCAACCCGAGAAGGUUUAAUGUGGCUAUUACCCGGGCCAUAGCUUUACUUAUCAUUAUUGGCAACCCACACAUUAUCAGCAAGGACCCAUACUGGAAUAAGCUUUUAUGGUAUUGUGCAGACAAUGACUCCUAUCAGGGUUGUGGUCUCCCAGACAGACAGGAUCCUGUUGAUGAGUAUCAAAUACAGGAGGAUUGUGUCAACUAUGACAACAGUGAAGAAAACCCUCAGCACACCGAAGAGGUUGGACGGGCUGAAGAGUCCUUUCCACCAGAAAUUCCAAAACCAGUUACAGAUGAAGCUGAGUGGUCUGAUGGUUGGAAGUAGAAUUUGUUCAGUCUUGCAUGCAUAUAAAAGUCUGAUGUUUAUAUACUUUUAUUUUGAUUUGAUUUAUAAAUAAGUUUUGCCCACGUGCUUGAUGGUGGAAAAUUGGAUGGCAAAAGAGAAAUCAAGUUGAGCAUCCCCUUUUCUCGUCUAAGUAAAAUCUUUUGCCAUAAGAUUUUGAUAGAACAUUUUUAGUGUUACUGGAAAGUCACUGAUGCUGGACUUCUAACAUGUAGUGAUGUAAUGCCAUUGAGGAGGCUAGCUUGAAAAAUAUGUGGUUUUUUGUACAAUAAUUACUUGAAACA